AUGGUGGAGUGGAAGGCAGCCGACAUGAAGGCGCUGACUAUAGUGGUCCAAAUUCUAAGUCCAACCUACCAGUUGAUGAUUCGUGACGCGGGUCCUGCGUAUGACGCGUCAGAAACGCUGCGUGCUUUCUUCAUGAAGCAUUCACUUCAUAACCGUGUUCAAUUGAGGACAGAGUUGCAUGGAUUUUCGCUAGGCAAGGGAGGAGACCGGAUAAAGCUCUUCAUGAAGUUUGAUGAUCUGUGUUUGCGAUUGACUGCGGCCCUCGAGAAGGUGGUGUUGCUGGACGCAAAAGAGAUGCAAAUAUAUGAGUUCGAGUUGGCAAAGAAAAGAGAGGAGAAAAAGCAAGCAUAUAAGGCCGCGCGAUGCGCGAGCAAGGAGAUUGAGGUGGUCAUAGAAGAGGUCACAGAGGCCGACGUGGUGGACGAGGUGACCGUGGUGCCAAUGGAGGCUACAAUGAUAGUGGACAGCAAUUGCAUGCCAAAGGAAAAAGAGCUGAAGCUGGUUUCCGUUCCGGCGUCGAAGGAACGUGGCGUUGUCGUGCAGUUUAAGCGCGAUCGAGCGACGCUAUUGGUGGAUAGAGAAGUGCUAGACGUUAUUCAUCGAAAGGGUAAGUUGUUCAUGUGGCAUUUACAACAGCUGAAGGGAGAACAAAUCGCCCAGGUAGAUGGAUUAAUGCGUGAAGAAUAG
Messenger RNA from Plasmopara halstedii, 687 nucleotides. RefSeq lists its product as uncharacterized. The record is from RefSeq and is a predicted model, not a curated record. The coding region runs from base 1 to 687 and encodes 228 amino acids. The transcript has 4 exons. Lineage: Eukaryota; Oomycota; Peronosporomycetes; Peronosporales; Peronosporaceae.